Messenger RNA from Carlito syrichta (Philippine tarsier), 1259 nucleotides. Its product is annotated as complement C1r-A subcomponent-like. Gene Ontology annotation, biological process: zymogen activation. The record is from RefSeq and is a predicted model, not a curated record. Lineage: Eukaryota; Metazoa; Chordata; Mammalia; Primates; Tarsiidae. Gene Ontology annotation, molecular function: calcium ion binding; serine-type endopeptidase activity. The transcript is spliced from 7 exons. Gene Ontology annotation, cellular component: blood microparticle. The annotation marks the transcript as partial.
GUGGCUCUGGUGCGUCCUGGUGCCGGCCCUGUUCCGCGGGGCGGGAGGCUCGGUCCCCCUCCCGCCGAAGCUCUUUGGGGAGGUGACGUCCCCUGGGUUCCCCAAGCCUUACCCCCACAACUUCGAGACGACCACUGUGAUCACGGUCCCCACGGGGUACAGGGUGAAGCUUGUCUUCUGGCAGUUUGACCUGGAGCCUUCUGAAGGCUGUUUCUAUGACUAUGUCAAGCUCUCUGCCGAUAAGAAAAACCUGGGGCGAUUCUGCGGGCAGCUGGGCGCUCCCCUGGGCAACCCCCCGGGGAAGAAGGAAUUCCUGUCGCAAGGGAACAAGAUUCUGCUGACCUUCCACACGGACUUCUCCAACGAGGAGAACGGGACCCUCAUGUUCUACAAGGGCUUCCUGGCCUACUACCACGCUGUGGACCUCGACGAAUGUGCUUCCCAGAGCAACUCGGGCGAGGAGGGCCGCCAGCCCCGGUGCCAACACCUGUGUCACAACUACGUCGGCGGCUACUUCUGUUCCUGCCGUCCAGGCUACGAGCUGCAGCAGGACGGGCACUCCUGCCAGGCGGAGUGCAGCCACGAGCUGCACACGGAGCCGUCAGGCUACGUCUCCAGCCUGGAGUACCCCCGGCCCUACCCGCCCGACCUGCGUUGCAACUACAGCAUCCGGGUGGAGCGCGGCCUCACCCUCCACCUGAAGUUCCUGGAGCCUUUCGAAAUUGACGACCACCAGCAAGUUCGCUGCCCCUAUGACCAGCUGCAGAUCUAUGCCAACGGGAGGAACAUCGGCGAGUUCUGUGGGAAGCAGAGGCCCCCUGAUCUCGACACCAGCAGCAGCGCCGUGGACCUGCUGUUCUUCGCGGACGAGUCGGGCGACAGCCGCGGCUGGAAGCUGCACUACACCACGGAGAUCAUCAAGUGCCCCCAGCCCAAGACCCUAGACGAGUUCACCAUCAUCCAGGACCUGCAGCCUCAGUACCAGUUCCGCGACUACUUCAUUGCCACCUGCAAGCAAGGCUACCAGCUCGUGGAGGGGAACCAGGCGCUGGUCUCCUUCACGGCCGUCUGCCAGGAUGACGGCACAUGGCAUCGCGCCAUGCCCAGGUGCAAGAGUAAGUCGCAGUGCCCCCGGGGGCCUCCCACCACAGCCGCGGGGACCUGGGCCAAGGGGGAAAGAGGGAGUCCAGACGGGGCCUCUCCCCCGGAGACCCUCCCCUGCUGUGUCCUAGGAGAGGGGUGGCGCCUCUCGGGACCCA